AGACACUCGAAGGCUCCACCCGCUGAUGACUUGUUAGUUCGGCCUUGGAAGCAGGAAAUGGGCGAGUUAAUGAGAGAUAACUUGCUCGGUGAUGACCUUUGCUUGCAUUAUAUGACUUCCUGCAGCGGUGUUGGUGCACAUCAGCUUUGCUGGGACGCCAACAAACAUUAACAAAUCAUUCGCCUGCAGAAAAGAACAUUCUGGGAUGCCGUUUUUGUGGGGGUGUGAGGGUGCUCCAGGGACUACAUUUCACCUGCACCCACUUGCAGCAGGAAGGAGAAGCUGACACCUUGCCGGAGAGGAGAGGCUGCGGAGCAUCAUGUUCUUGGCUUGCACGCACGUGUGAAGAGCGAGACGAGGAGGGGGGGGGCUUCACACUUCACUUCUCCUGCAACAAGCAGCGACAAGAAGCCUGCAGAUCUAUCGCCACUGACCAAGUUCAAGCAAGAUGGCGACAAGAGGCCUCAUGCACUGCCUCCUUCUGAGCGUCUUACUCACCGCCUGCGCCGCUGGCCUCGUAAAAAAGAUGCUCCGCCAUCGCCGCCAAACCCCUGAAGAACACAACAUCACCUUGCCUGGUGCCGACCAGCCUGUGGUUUUUAAUCACGUUUACAACAUCAACGUCCCUGCCAGCAGCCUGUGCUCUGUCAACCUGGACGGUCCCAAGAGCGUGCCCCAGACGGAGACUGCCGUCACCUCCGGCCGCCACGCCGCACACCAGGCCACGGACGGCGAGAACCAGAUCGUCUUCACCCACCGCAUUAACAUUCCUCGGCAGGUGUGUGGCUGCGGCGCCGAAGUGCCAGGCCUGAGAGACCUCAUGAGCCGCAUCGAAAUGCUUGAGGGGGAGGUGUCGGCGUUGAGGAGUCAGUGCGGAGGCGAGGGCACCUGUUGUGGCGCACAGGUGGCAGGGAACGUGAGAACGAGGCCUUUCUGUGGCGGCCAUGGUAACUACAGCGCGGAGACCUGCAGCUGUAGAUGUGAGCCUGGCUGGCAGGGUCCUAACUGCACUGAGUCCGAGUGUCCCAACAUGUGCCAGGGCCGAGGACGCUGCGUGGGAGGCAUGUGCAUCUGCUCGGAUGGUUUCCUUGGCGAGGACUGCUCAGAACUGAUCUGUCCCAAAAACUGCUAUGGGCGCGGGCGCUGCGUGAACGGCACCUGCCGCUGUGACCGAGGUUUCGGGGGGGAGGACUGCGGACAGCGCACUUGUCCCGGUGACUGUCACAGUAACGGCUUUUGCGUUGACGGCCGGUGCGUGUGCGCGGCAGGUUACAGUGGAGAGGACUGCUCCCGCCCCACCUGCCUCAACGACUGCAGCGACAGAGGCACGUGCUUCAACGGGAUGUGCAUCUGCGACGACGGGUAUCAAGGGGAGGAUUGCAGCCAGUUGGCGUGUCCCAACAACUGCAACAGCAGAGGCCAAUGCAUCAAUGGACAGUGUGCGUGUGAUGUCGGCUUCCAAGGAAGCGAUUGCUCUGAGCUAUCUUGCCCGAGCAACUGCCUCCAGAGGGGUCGCUGCAUCAAUGGGCAGUGUGUGUGCCAGGAAGGAUUCGCCGGUGAGGACUGCAGCAUCAAGACCUGCCCCUCAAACUGCUUUGGCCGUGGUGACUGUGUUGAGGGGCGUUGCAGGUGCCACCCCGGAUUCGCUGGUGACGACUGUGCCCAGCUGAGCUGCCCUAACAACUGCCGUAACCACGGUCGCUGCAUAGAUGGGCAGUGUGUGUGCGAUGAGGGAUUCGCCGGGGAGGACUGCGGUCAGAAAGCGUGCCCAAACGACUGCUUGGCUCGAGGAUACUGCGAUGACGGCGUAUGCGUCUGUCAGGAGGGCUACUCGGGGGUUGACUGCUCUGUGCAAACCUGUCCAGACAACUGCAACAACAGGGGGCGCUGCAUCAACGGGAGGUGCACCUGUGAGAGUGGCUAUGAAGGGGAGAGCUGCGCAGAGCUGAGCUGCCUCAACAACUGCCACGACAAAGGGCACUGUGUCAAGGGUCAGUGCCUCUGCGACGAGGGAUAUAUUGGAGAUGACUGCUUUGAAGUGUCCCCUCCAAAGGAUCUCUCUGUCGGCGAGGUCACCAUGGAGACGGUGGACUUGUCCUGGAUCAAUGACAUGCUGGUUACUGAAUACCUUGUCACAUACGUGCCCACCCAGCCCGGCGGGCUCCUGCUUGAGUUCACCGUGCCGGGAGACCGAACCACUGCCACGGUCAAAGAGCUAGAGCCGGGCUUAGAGUACCAGAUCAACGUGUACGCCGUCCUGAGCAACAAGAGGAGUGUACCAGUCAGCGCCAGGGUGGCCACAGCUCUUCCACAGCCAGAAGGUUUGAGGUUCAAGUCUGUGAGGGAGACCUCCGUUGAGGUGGUGUGGGAGCAGCUCAACAUCCCCUUUGACGGCUGGGAGAUCUACUUCCGCAACACGAAAGAAGAAAACGGAAAAGUGGUGAGCACCGUUCCUUCAAAUCAAAAUCACUUCCUUCAGUCAGGCCUCGGACCGGGGCAGGAGUAUGAGGUGUCCAUCAGCGUCAUCAAGAACAACACCAGGGGACCUCCGACGUCCAAACGAGUCACAACCAACAUCGACGCCCCACAGCAGCUGCAGGUCCAGGAUGUUACCGACUCCUCGGCCCUGGUCAGCUGGUCUCAGCCGGCGGCACCGUCGGACCGGGUCACCAUCUUUUACAAGCCUAGCUCCGCCCCCUCCGAGGACGCCAAGGUGGAGAUUUUCCCGCCGGACAAGCAGCACAGCCUGGAGGGUUUGAAGCCCGACACCGAGUACACAGUGUCCCUCGUCUCUCGCAGGCAGGACGCCAACAGCGAGCCCACCAUCACCACCUUCACCACAGGGAUAGAUGCCCCCAGGCAUCUAGUGGCGGUGUCCCAGACAGAGGACAGCAUCACCUUACGCUGGCGCAAUAGCCGGGCCAACGUGGACAGCUACCGCGUGAAAUACAGCCCACUGUCGGGGGCCGCUCACGGCGAGGAAGUGUUCCCUCGAGGACCGGGAGACACCACUACCGCCACAAUCAGUGGGCUAAAGCCAGGGACAGAGUACGGGAUUGGCGUGACCGGGGUGAAGAACGAGCGUGAGAGUCUGCCAGCCACCGUGAACGCAGCCACGGACCUCGACCCUCCAAGAGCUUUGGAGCAAACCGGAUCCACCGAGACCUCCAUCUCCAUCCAGUGGCAGAAGCCCCACGCCAAAGUGACCAGCUACAGGCUGGUGUACGUCUCCAGAGACGGACAAGUGGAGGAGGCCGAGGUCCCGCCCACUGACACCUCCUUCAUCUUACUCGACCUGACGCCCGCUAUGAGCUACUCCAUCACCUUGACAGCGGAGCGAGGCCACAAGAUGAGCUUGCCGGUCACUCUGACCGCAUCCACAGUAGCUCCCAAAGCUUCCCCUCCAGAUGUCCUGGGCCCAGCAGCCCCCACACCGUCUUCUCAGGAUCUUCAAACGCCAGCCAAACCCCUGCAGCCAGAAACCACCGCAUCCUCGGGAGACCUCAGGGUCCUAAGUGUUACCUCCACUAGCAUUAGCCUGGCCUGGUCCGUGCCGGACCAGUCUUACCAGAGCUUCUCGGUGGAGCUCCUCGCUCCGUCGGCGCCCACACGUGUGAUGGUGCUAACAGGAAGUGGGAGGAGCGUGGAAAUGGAGGGCUUGGCCCCCUCGACGCUCUAUGAAAUAACAUUGCAAGGAAUGUUGGAGGGGAACUUCACUUGCUUAACUCUCAAAGGUUUUGCUACAACAGAGGCACAGAAGCCCUCAGUGGGCAACCUCACCUUUUCCGACAUAACGUGGGAUGGCUUCACGGCGUCCUGGAGCCCCUCGACCGGUGCCGACUUUGACAGCUUUGUGGUGGAGGUAACAAACUUGGACAAUAUGGCGGAGAGCCAGAACCUCACCGUGUCGGGGGGCGCCCUCAGUCUGGGCCUGUGGGGCCUGAACGCCAACACCAGCUACAUGGUGGGCCUGUACGGGCUCUACCGGGGCUCCUUCCUUGAGCCCGUGUACGCCGAAGCCGCCACAGCGUGUCAGCCGUCGCUCGGCCAUCUUUACGUGUCAAACUUGACCUACGAGAGCUUUUGGGUCACCUGGAACGACACUGAAGGAGACUUUGAUGGUUUUGUGCUGGAGAUUAUUGAUUCUGAUUGGCUGAUGCAGCCGAGGGAGUAUAACCUGUCCCGCAAUGCGACGUCGCACGAGGUCUCGGGGCUGCGGCCCAGCUCCGACUAUGUAGCCUACCUCUACGGGACGUUUAAGGCAUCCCGAACGAGAGCUGUCAGUGUUGUUGCAUCGACAGCGGAAGAGCCCGAUUUGUCCAGGCUAGUUGUUUCUAACGUUACCUCAGACAGAGUGUCUCUGUCAUGGCGGGCGGGCGACAAGGCGUUUGAUAACUUUGUAGUAGAAGUCAGAGAGUCUGCUUUGCCCUCGCAGGCGAUGGGCCAGGCACUGCCAGCCCACGUGCGCUCCACGGUCAUGGCCGGCCUUAAAGCCAGUACACGCUACGACAUAAAGCUGUACGCCAGCGCCGGCGGCCGCAACACGCAUUCCUUAUUUGCUGUCGCUACCACAGGUAGGACACCGCAAGCGCAUGGUGACCCCAGCAGUUCACAGUCACCCGAGACUGAACUGCCAUCUUCUUCUCUUUGUUCAGAGGAUGUCCCCCUGUUGGGGCCCAUAGCUGCUUCAUCUCCAAGUCCGCAUAACCUCACCUUGACAUGGAGCACUGUGUCGGGCCACUUUGAUGGCUUUGUUAUCCGGGUCAGUGACUCGGAUCAGCAGUCUGGGCCGCAGGAGUUCAGUCUGCCCGGUGACGCCACAAGCUUUAUCCUCUCAAACCUGAUGGACGCCACGGGCUAUAAUGUUGAACUGUACGGCCUUUCGCACGGGCGCCGCACUCCCUCGGUGGUAGCCCAUGCCGCCACAGCUCCUUUGCCCAAAGUGGAAAACCUGACCAUUUCCAACGUCACCCCCUUCGGUUUUCGUGUGUCGUGGGGGGUGAAGCAGCGGCAGGCCCGGGAGGAACCGACGCCCUCCAGUGGCCCUUUCAGCCACUUUAACCUAGUGGUGACCGACUCGGGCUGGCUGCUGGCACCCCAGGAGUUCACGGUGCCAGGGAACCAGAGCCACCUGGACAUCGGGGGGCUCAUCACUGGUAUAGGCUAUGAGGUCAGGCUGACGGGCGUUUCAGAGGCAGGGCUCCACUCUCGGCCCCUCUCCACUGUGGCUGUCACAGAGGCGGAACCCGAGGUGGAGCAUCUGUUUGUCUCCGACAUCACCGUUGACAGUUUUCGCGUGUCGUGGGCGGCGGACGAAGACCUCUUUGACAGAUUUGUUAUCAAACUGCGAGAUGGCAAGAGGUCGGGACUCCCUCAGGAGCACCUCGUCGCCGGCGACCAGCGAACCAAGCUAAUCACUGGACUUGCAGGGGGCACAGAGUAUGAAAUUGAGCUUUAUGGAGAUUCUUUGGACCACACAUCCCAGCCAAUCUUUGGGGUAGCUCAGACAGGCCUGAUGACACCAAAGGGCCUUCGUUUUUCUGACGUGACCGACUCCUCAACUGUCGUCCACUGGUCAAUGCCUCAGUCGGCAGUCGACAACUAUCGCAUCACAUACGUGCCACUUGAAGGGGGAAACCCCAUGAUGGUGACUGUGGACGGCCACGUCCUUCAGGCCUUGCUGCCCAACAUGAGUCCUGGCAAGAUGUACCAGGUGACCGUCACUGCAGUGAAGGGUCUGGAGGAGAGCGACCCCAGCGUUGACUCCAUAACCACAGUUUUGGACCGACCUCAAGGUCUGACUGCAGUGAACGUAACUGACAGCUCCGCUCUGUUGCUGUGGCAACCAUCUGUAGCCUUGGUGGAUGGCUACGUCAUCAUGUACAGCUCUGAGUCAGCAUCCCCAGUCGUGGAGCAGGUUUCCGGGGCAACGACGGAAUUAGCCAUGCGGUCACUGGCUCCGGGAAGCCUCUACACGGUGGAGCUCUUUGCCACCAAAGAGGCUCAGAAGAGUGCAUCUGUUGGAACAGAAUUCACCACUGAUGUGGACCCUCCGCGAGAUCUGAUGGCCGUUAACAUUCAAGCAGACAGCGCCACUCUGUCGUGGAAACCUCCACAGGCUGCAAUCAGCGUUUACGUCCUCACCUUCUCCUCGCCGGACGGCUCAGCCCGGGAGGUGACGCUGAGCCCCACGGCCUCGUCUUACAUCAUGGCCCAGCUGGCCAGAUCCACAGAGUACACGGUCCAAAUGCAGGCCGUCGCCGGAGACAGGAGGAGUCGCCACAUAACGACCACCUUCACGACAGUUGGAGAGCUGCACAGACACCCCAAAGACUGCGCUCAGAUCUUCCUGAACGGACAGACGGCGUCGGGCGUGUACACGGUCUACGUGGGCGGCGUGGACAGCCAGGCCAUCCAGGUGUACUGCGACAUGGACACGGACGGCGGUGGAUGGAUGGUCUUCUUGAGACGCCAGAACGGCAGGCUGGACUUCUUCAGGAACUGGAAAAACUAUACGGCUGGGUUUGGUAACGUCAAUGACGAGUUCUGGUUGGGUCUGAGCAACCUUCACAAGAUCACGUCUGCUGGACAGUACGUGCUGCGUGUGGACCUGAGGGACAGCGGCGAGUUGGCCUACGCUCAGUAUGACAGGUUCAGCAUCGCAGAGCCCAGAACGCGAUACAAGAUCUCUAUCGGGGCUUACAGCGGGACGGCAGGCGACUCCAUGACAUACCACCAGGGGCGCCCCUUCUCCACCUACGACAACGACAACGACAUCGCCGUCACCAACUGCGCUCUGUCCUACAAAGGAGCUUUCUGGUACAAAAACUGCCACCGCGUCAACCUGAUGGGCAAAUAUGGCGACAGGAGUCACAGUAAGGGCGUCAAUUGGUUCCACUGGAAGGGACACGAAACCUCCAUUCAGUUCGCCGAGAUGAAGAUGCGACCGGCGGACUUUGGGAGUCUCGAGAGCAGGAAAAAAAGGUCGUAGUCGCAAGACCACAUGACGCUUGCUGCUCAAACACACAACGAGCACACACACACACACACACACACACACACACACGUGCCACAUUCACGUUCAGAAAAUACAUUUUCAACAACUUUUUCAUCAUUUAGUAUUCUCAGGACACGUAAGUCAUAUUUCAAUUGGAAGAGGAGGUGUAACUCCCGCUGCAAAGGAAAAUAAAGACAUGAAAACAAAUGUGUGCCUACUUCACUUCCUUUUGCAGCCAGCAGGUGGCACUGUUGCCCGGUCUGCACCAAACAUCCCAUUUACCUGCACGCUGCUCCUCAUUAUUAUUAUUAUCAUCUUUCUCAUUCAUUUCGGUGAUUCAUUACAAAAACAAAAAACGUACA
Messenger RNA from Dunckerocampus dactyliophorus (ringed pipefish), 7359 nucleotides. RefSeq names its product tenascin-like. Bases 449 to 6991 code for a protein of 2180 amino acids. The record is from RefSeq and is a predicted model, not a curated record. Lineage: Eukaryota; Metazoa; Chordata; Actinopteri; Syngnathiformes; Syngnathidae. The transcript has 29 exons. Gene Ontology annotation, molecular function: protein binding.